GCGGGCGCCGGGCGGGAGGAUGCGCGAGUACAAGGUGGUGGUGCUGGGCUCGGGCGGGGUGGGGAAGUCGGCGCUCACGGUGCAGUUCGUCACCGGCACCUUCAUCGAGAAGUACGACCCCACCAUCGAGGAUUUCUACCGCAAGGAGAUCGAGGUGGACGCGUCGCCCUCGGUGCUGGAGAUCCUGGACACGGCCGGCACCGAGCAGUUCGCCUCCAUGCGGGACCUCUACAUCAAGAACGGGCAGGGCUUCAUCCUGGUCUACAGCCUCGUCAACCAGCAGAGCUUCCAGGACAUCCGCCCCAUGCGCGACCAGAUCAUCCGCGUCAAGAGGUAUGAGAAGGUGCCAGUAAUUUUGGUUGGUAAUAAAGUGGACCUGGAGAGUGAGAGGGAAGUAUCUUCAAAUGAAGGCAGAGCGCUGGCUGAAGAAUGGGGUUGUCCUUUUAUGGAGACCUCUGCUAAAAGUAAAACAAUGGUGGAUGAGCUCUUUGCAGAAAUCGUUAGACAAAUGAACUAUGCAGCUCAGCCAGACAAAGAUGAUCCAUGCUGUUCUGCAUGUAAUAUUCAAUAGCAUUAAAAAUGACCUAACCUGGACCUAAUUUGCAGAAUUUUUGUAAGGUGGUAAAACUGUCUGCCUCAAUUCCUGGUUUGUAGGUCACUUGGAAUAAAUCAUAAGUGAAGUAACAACUUUAAGUCAGAGCUGAGCAUUGAAAGUCAAUCACAGUCUCUGAACACAAUGGGGUUAAACAACUACAACUUCUCACCCAAUACCCCCUUGUGCACGUACAAUUUCGUCAUAGACAGUUGAUCUACAGGGUGAUCUCAAUUGAACUAUGUGUGUUUGUGUUAUGUCGGACAGCAGCAGCUAUUUCAUAAAUUAGAAAAUUCCUGGUGAUGAAAAUUGAAACCGCUAGAGAGAAGACCUGCGAAGAUGAUGAUGUGCAAUUAGCAUAUCCUAUACGGAUGAACACAAAAGGAGGGGAAAGCCUUUCAGUUUCGAUAUACUGCAUUUCAGGAGUUGUACUUUUGCUUGUGGCCAAGUUUACACAAACAAGUAUGCUAAUUUCAUCUGAACUUCUGACAGUUUUACAGGCAGAUAUGAUCUACAAGACCUAUAUAGUUUUUUUCCAAAAUUGAUGCAAUUUCUACACUUUAUCUCAUCUUGUGAAAUAGAAAGCACUGCAUCAGUACUUGAAAGAAAAGAGAGAAGAUCUGAAAAACUAAUAGCUAGUGAAAAAACACGAUAUGGCAUUGGAAUGUUUUAAAUCUUCCACUUUGCUGCUCAAGAAUGGAGGAUCACUUCAGGUUUUGGUCAGACAAAAAGCCAAACAAACCCUCUGUUUACAAAGCAGGAAACAUCUUUAUCACUUUACUGAACCAGGAGGAAGCAACUGUGAUGAAAAAAAUCGCUUAGCCUUACUAACAAGGAACACUUUAAUAGAUUAACUAGUACCAUCUUGUAAGGAAAACAAAGCCAUGUUGCAUCCAGAUGUUCCCUUUUGCAGAAACCUCAUGGGACAGUAUGAAUAUCCUGCAUUUUUAAGUUUGCUAAAGAAGAUAAUUUCUUUCUUGCCUUUAAGGGCUAAGUUUUUUGGUGUGAUCCCUAACUAACCUUUGGAAAUCAAGUUUGCUAUUUCAUAGCUUUAAUGUUGGCAACUUUGUUAAUUGAAUAACCAUGUGAAAUCAUUUUGGCUCACAGGAGGAAUAUAGGUUAUGGUUCUACUUUAGGUGAGAAAGGAAAAAGCUUUUGUGUAAUUGCCUGACACACUAUUCAAAGAUUGCCCUGAUUAUUAGGGUAUCAAGUAGUGGGAGCAAAUAUUUUGUUUUGCAAGGGUGCUCGAUCUCUGACAUUCUAGUUUUCCUAGCAGUGAAGUAUUUAUCAUUUGCAUGACUAAUGGCACAGAAAUAUCUAUUCUGAAGUCUUACAAUCAAGUAUAGAAAAGUUUUCAAUCAAAUUGUCUAAGUUUUAUAUGUUGGAGCGAUUGUCUUGAGCUGGACCUUUAUAGAUAAAAUUUGGUCAUCAAAAUGCAGUAUCACUGAGCCUGUGGUCUAAAUACCAUCAUGCUUUUAUUAGUUUCUCAGUCUUGUGCAGUAACAGUGUAGUUCCUUGUGUGUAAAUGAGUGAAAACGGGUGCAUGUGUUCGGGGUGUGUGUGUGUGUAUGUAUCCCUUAGAAAUGCUGUAAUUGGAGUUUGGUUCUGACAGAUUUACCUCCAUCAGCAGAACUGCUUUAAAAAUGCUCUUAAUCUUUGAAAUGAGAAACUCAAGUAUAAAACAGCUUCACAAAGUUUCUUAAAUAAUAUAGUAACAUUAUUAAUCUUCUUCAGUGGGUGACAGCUAACGGAAACAUUAGUGAUGGAAGAGAACUGGCCACCACUGCCCAGAUUCCUAUUCAGAUUUUUCUAAAUCCCUGUAAUAUAGGUUUUUCAGCUAAUUGCCACAAUCUUGGAUGUUGUUGCACCUUUUCCACCUAAUAUUAACCAUGUGUGUGUGCUUAAGUAAAAUUUGAGACUUUAAUCAAUGGUAUCUUCACUUCCUAAAAUACCUAAAUGGAGGAGGGGUCUAAUGAAACCAUACAAUCUAUUAAUAAAAUACGCAGCUUGUCAAUUUGAGACCUACUGCCUGAGUGCUCAAAAACAUCAAAUUUGGUAUCAAUUUACAGUUUGGAGUGUAUGUUGAGCAAUAUUGUAUAUGAGAUGCUAAGAUCUUAUAUAAAAAAUUGCUGUGUGACCAAUAAAGUGGUAUAAAUAAUAUGUAUGAAGGGCCUAAGUUGAAGUGUGUAAUAUAAAACAGAUGGGCUUUUAAUUUAGGAAAAAUUGCACAAGUAAAAUUUUAAACAGAAAAUUGUAAUAAAAAAGAUACUUCCAAGACAUGUUUUUCCUUACCAUUUUACAUUUGUAAUGACUAAGCAACACACACAUCAACACACAACAUUCUGGGGGUAUGGCGGGGGAAAUGUAAAUGCUCUUCUCUUUAUUGUGUAAUUCUAAGGAGAUAGUUGUGCACUAUUUGUGUUUCCACUGAUAUGAAUAUCGUGGAGCUUGAAUCAAUGACAGUUGCAUUUGGCUAAGAUAUUUUUGAAAGCAUAAGGAUAGCAAGAGGGUAGUUAAAUGAGCCACAUUCAAGAUAGGUGGCCACCUGGAGAAAGUCAGUGGUCUUGGGUCACCUCUUACUUUGUACCCUGAUCAGACUACCAAUUAUAUAGUAUGUGAAAGUUUUUUAUAACAUGCCUUAAAAUAUUAUGGUUUGAUCCAAAGACCCAUGUUUUCUUUCGCUGUUCUUGUAGAGUUUUGUACUUUUCUACAAAGACAGCAUUUUUUAAGUUUUAUUGAUUGAUUUUUUUUUAAAUGUUGCAACUUUCAUUCUUUUCAGCUGUGAUAAUGGUAGUAACUGUUUUCUCCCACUUUUAAAAAGUAGGUAAAAUAAAUAAACCAGCAUCAGAUCAAAAGUAUUACACAUGGGGUUUUUUUUAAUUAGAGCAUCAAAAGCAGUUUUUGAUGACUUUCUGUUCUGGCCAACAAGUAACUAGCCUCUCUCUAACCCCAGUGCUACAGUUGCCAUCACUUUUCUGUGGGAAAACUACUGGUAUUUGCUUUUGUGUAUAAAGAAUGUUGCCUAAAGAUGUCAGCCAUUUGGUUGGGGGUGGGUUGUGCAUGUUUGGUUUUCUUUUUACCAGUGUAGAAUCAAAAUACUGGUUAGGCUUUAAUGGUGAAACUCCGCGACAAAGCAAAUGUUUGACAACAGUAGGAGGCUUUUAUCUGCAUUGUUGUGCAUCAGGUCUCAAGAAUGAUUGCAGUGGGUCUUGGAACCAGGCUUAAUGGUAUUGAUUUGGGGUUUCCCAGAGGCGAAUAAAUAUAUUUCACAGGUAAUUGUUGAGCUCUAGUACAACUGGCAACCUAUAGAUGGAGCAACAAUUUAUUGUUUUGUAACAAUGUCAGUUGUUAAACCUUGAUGUUUCAAAUAAAAACAAGAACUGUACAUAGAACUCAAUGCAAACUCAGCAGUUGUAUUUGGAGUUAAAUUAUUUUAACAAAUAAAUUUAUUUAAUGAAA
Messenger RNA from Mauremys reevesii (Reeves's turtle), 4051 nucleotides. RefSeq names its product RAP2A, member of RAS oncogene family (gene RAP2A). Gene Ontology annotation, molecular function: GTP binding; GTPase activity; GDP binding. The record is from RefSeq and is a predicted model, not a curated record. Bases 20 to 571 code for a protein of 183 amino acids. Gene Ontology annotation, cellular component: plasma membrane. The transcript has 2 exons. NCBI's taxonomy places the organism in Eukaryota, Metazoa, Chordata, Testudines, Geoemydidae. Gene Ontology annotation, biological process: Rap protein signal transduction; negative regulation of cell migration.